ACUCAUUUUGCCCUCAUUUUUAAUUAAAUUAAAUUAACUAGUCAUAAACAUAAACCUCAAAAAGUUAAACCCUGGUGGCGACGAUUCUCCCGAGUUCAACGCAACUCUGUCCAAAUCUGUUAGGGCUCGCUAAUCCUUAGUUACCGUCUUGAUCAUGGCCUCUUCUGAUGCUUCUGAUGCUCUCGCAGAGAGGAAAAAAGUUGAACUGUUCUUUAAUGCCGCUUGCUCAGGGAACCUUGAUUUCUUGAAGAAGGUGGCGGAGAAGCUUGAUGAUGGGAAAGGACUGGCGAAAACGAUAGCUGAUAUUAAGGAUGCCAACAAGCGAGGUGCACUUCACUUUGCGGCCAGAGAGGGCAAGACUGAGGUCUGCAAGUACUUGUUGGAGGAACUCAAACUCGAUGUUGAUACUAGAGACGAAGAUGGGGAGACUCCUCUUAUUCAUGCUGCUAGGCAAGGGCACACUGAUACAGCUAAAUUCCUUCUUGAACAUGGUGCUGAUCCUUCUAUAGCCAGUAAUUUAGGGGCUACAGCUCUCCAUCAUUCUGCAGGCAUAGGAGAUAUUGAGUUGAUGAGGCAUAUACUUUCUAAAGGUGUGGAUGUCAAUUCACAAAGUGAUGCUGGCACUCCUUUAAUUUGGGCUGCUGGUCAUGCUCAACCCGAAGCUGUUAAAAUUUUGCUAGAACACAAUGCUAAUCCGAAUGCUGAAACUGAUGAUGACAUUACUCCAUUAUUGUCAUCUGUAGCAGCUGGCUCACUUCCAUGCCUGGAGUUACUAAUUCAGGCAGGUGCUAAAGUGAAUAUUAGUGCUGGUGGAGCAACUCCUUUGCUGAUUGCUGCUGAUCAUGGGAACCUAGAAAUCAUUAACUGUUUGAUAAAAGCUGGAGCAGAUCCCAAUGUGACUGAUGAGGAUGGCACCAAGCCAAUACUGGUUGCAGCUUCAAGGAGCAACCGGGAAGCUGUUGAGAUAUUGUUUCCCUUGACAUCAAAGAUUGACUGUAUCCCAAAAUGGACAAUAGACGGCAUACUGGAGUACAUGCAUUCUGAAACUAGCAGACAGGAGGAAGAAUCAAGAAGUUUGAAGGAAGCUAAUAUUUCGAAGGACUUACCGAAGCAAGAUCUUCCUGAGGUGACACCUGAAGCAAAGAAGAAAGCCGCAGAAGCGAAAUCAAGAGGAGAGGAGGCUUUUAAAAGGAAGGAAUUUGAUACUGCCGUAGAUGCUUAUACCCAGGCAAUUGAUCUAGACUCUACUGAUGGAACUUUGUUCUCUAACCGAAGCCUUUGCUGGCUUCGUCUUGGUCAAGCUGAGCAAGCCUUAGCAGAUGCAAAGACAUGUAGAGCAUUAAGACCAGAUUGGCCAAAAGCUUGCUAUCGUGAAGGCGCAGCGUUACGCUUAAUGCAGAAAUUUGAUGAAGCAGCCAAUGCCUUCUACGAGGGCGUGCAGCUUAAUCCUGAAAGUCGAGAGCUUGUAGACGCUUUCAGGGAGGCCAUUGAAGCUGGGAGGAAAUUCCAUGGCACUGACAAGAAAAAGCCAUAGUGACUCUUUUAGGCAUUGGAGUCCUUGAUCCUGAUUUUCCUGUUAUGCUUUUAGAUGAGUGUAAAAUGAAAAUGUUGUUUGUAAGAAACAGUUUUGGGAGUAAGAUGUUGUGUGAUUCUUUUUAUUAUUAGUAAUGCAAUUGUUUGGUUUAGUUGUCCUAACA
Molecule: messenger RNA, 1697 nt
Organism: Cannabis sativa
Lineage: Eukaryota; Viridiplantae; Streptophyta; Magnoliopsida; Rosales; Cannabaceae
Exons: 13
Coding region: 155-1534 (459 amino acids)
Molecular function (GO): protein binding
Source: RefSeq, a predicted model, not a curated record